AGAGUCGUCCAACGGUUGCAUCAACAACAGCGACAACAACAUCAACGAUAAUGCAGUCGACUAAUACACAAUCUUCAACUUCAACAUCGCUAAUAACAUCACUAGCCCCCUCCUUUUCCAUUUCUUUCUCUUCUUCUUCCGUCUCCUCAUCACCUCCGUCUACAUUAUCUUCCUCCACCUCCACCUCUUCUCCAUUGUCUGUACCAUCCUCUACUUCCUCCUACUCAUUCUCCUCCUCUUUCUCAUAUCCCUCAUCAUUAUGGUCAUCGUGGUCGACACUGUCAUCGUCUUACCACAACGCAAUUACACAAGAAGGAACAUCUUCAGUAGAAGCUGACCCAGUCGUUACCUCGACAGUUACAGAAGCAGGAGGACCAUCAAAUGCUGAAGGCCAUCCAGUUACCAUAGUCCCAACAACCCCGAAUUUAUGCUGGUGUCCUUGUUCACAGACAUCGAUGAAUUUGACCCAAGAGGAACUAGGGAUGAAGUUACGCCAAAUCUCUUCAGAGUUAUCCAUUCCACGUAAAAUCACAUCCAAGUACAUACGUUCAAAAAUCAGUAUAGAAGACAAAAGAGCUUCUUCUUUCUAUAUGGGCUCUGCCAUAGUGCUUACCAUCACCAUUCCUUUUGGCUUGAUCAUUCUCAUGGAUCUAUUCCCAUUGUUUAAAUGGGCAUAUGGUUAUCUAAUUUCAUAAAAGAAACCCUAACAAAAUACUCAUUUUUUUAUUUUCUGUCUUCAAAUUUUCAUUGAAAAUAUAAUUUCAAUGAUCUUUUCUUUUGUUAUUAUUUUACGGUGGUUGUUUCACACUAUUUUAUCACAGAAUGCUAUGUUGCUUAAGCUUCUCCUCGUACACAAAUUUUCACAGAUGUGCAAAUUAAUGUCACAUGCUAACUGCUCCAGGUGUACAGCUGUGCUACAUCUGCUGUUGUUGACGGAAAUUAUUUUUCUUUUAACGAGGCCAAUUUGAAAGACCAGCUCACACUCUUUCUCAAUGCGACGAUGGCUACUUUUGUUAGCCACUUGUGUGAGCAACUCAGACUACGAAGUCGAAUGUGUUGGAAGGAAGGAAAACAGUGUCAAUAAUUGCUGGUCUCCUGGUUGUAUGCACAGGUCUCAACUGAUUUGCCCCAAGCUUGCACUGUGUGGUGCCUUAUCGAUUUGUCCCACAAAAGCACAUUCUAUGGUACCCUGUCUAUUCCUCCCAAACAUUCACUGUAUUGUAGCUUAGCGAGUCAAUUCAAGCAUACAUUAUUUGGCACCUUACUG
Messenger RNA from Octopus sinensis (East Asian common octopus), 1267 nucleotides. Its product is annotated as A-agglutinin anchorage subunit-like. The coding region runs from base 51 to 695 and encodes 214 amino acids. The record is from RefSeq and is a predicted model, not a curated record. Lineage: Eukaryota; Metazoa; Mollusca; Cephalopoda; Octopoda; Octopodidae. The transcript has 2 exons.